AUGUCUUCAGACAAUGCUCCCUCAGUCCCCCAACACAAACCUUCUUCCACCAGUUUUGCAGAUGUCUUCAAGACUCUAGCUGUUGGACGCCCCAAAUCGCAUUCCCCAGUUUUGAUCCCUGAAAACAACACCGACUCCUCCCAUUACAGGCUGGGCCUCGAAUCCAUGCAUCGUGGCAGCGUUGUGUCCAGUUCCUCGGAUGGGCCGAGUGGCCCGGACUUCGAAUCUUCGUUGCGCAAUUUGUCACAGAAACAGAAUCUGAACCAGGCUAUUGAGGAAGCGGAGCUUUUAGGGAAAACACUGCUGUGGUUUACUCCGGAGCAGUCCAUGGUGUUGUGGGAGGCAACCGAGUACCUUUUACACCAUGAGUCAUCCCCUGAUGCCCAAAAAAGCGGCGCCAAAGUGUUGGAAGCAAUCGCAGCUCGUCAAGACCUAACUUCAUCGGCCCGACGCUCAAUAUUCGAAUCAAUCGCUGCCCCAACCGAAGCUGAAGUCGUUGCCCCGCGCGUGCAGUCCUUGAUAUCUUUGUCGGAUCAUGGCCGGAAAUUGGAUUUCACCACCACUUCUAUUCUCCAUAUCAUCUCUUCCUGGAUUGUUCCGCUGUACGGAGUCAUCGCCACGUCACGUUCCAAGGCGAAGAAGGUCAAGUCACCCAAAACAAGUGGACUUACUGUUGAGGAAGCGGCUCUCGAGGAUCUGUUCCAGUUCGCUGUGGAUUUAGUUACUCUCCAGCGGAAACCUCCGACCCAAGAGGAGAUUGAGCUACUUCUCGCAGAGACUUUCGCCAUCUGUAGGAGAACUAGCGUCGCCAACGAUAUCAAGAAUUCGCUCUCCGUAUUCGAUGCUGUCAUCCUGUACGCCGACGUCCCAGAUAAUAGCUUCAUUCCUCUUCUGGAAGUUCUCUGCAGCAUCCAUGCUUCUGUCAAGUCUCUUUCUGGGCCUACGUCUCGUGCAGUCCGCAGCCUAGCUAAAUCUAGAAGACACGAUGAGAUGAUAAGCGCUCUUCAUGACUUCAUGAGAGAAAGCUGUGAUGCGGAUUCUUCGCGUAACCUCAACAUUGUUCGUGGCAGCCUUUACGUUAUCUCGGACCUUGUUCGGGCGUAUGGCCAAGGUGGCAUGCCUCAGAUUCCUUUCGAGCCGCUGAUCACCUCACUCGCCAUCGUUGCGCAGAAAGAUGACGGUCGCGUUGAUGCGGAUGUUCUUGAUCUAUGCUUGAAUAUUCUGGAAGGAGACUAUGUUAGCGUUGCUUUGGGCUGCGACUGGACAGCAUUUAUCAGCCUCCUAGUUCUCUGUUCUAGAAGAGUGUUCUACGAGAAUGAAGAUUCAAUCACUUCACCAACAAGCCCUCAGCAGUCUUCUCAGAAAGGAACUCAUGAUGAUACCAAGUCAAGCAUCCUGGCAGACAUGAUUCGGAUUGCGUCGGUUCUUGGGUCGCUCUGGGAGCAGCUGAACAAAGAACAAAGACAGCAGACCGUUCGCUUCUUGGCAAGAUGCCACAAACACAUCGAGCCUUCUCAGUCCGAGCUGAUUAUCAACAUGAUGAGACAGGAUGAAUACUGUCAUCCGGGUGAAGGUGAUGCCUGGGUGCAGCGUAGCCGUGAGCUGAUUGAACGCUUCAUUCAACCUCGAAAGCAGUCUUCCGAUAUUCGAAUUCUGGCCUUAGACACCCUGAAGGAAUCCCUCACUGGAAACGAGCACCUUAUCUUCUCUGAAGAAUACGGCCUGUUGGAUCUUCUACUGCAAGACUUCCCUGCUGAACACGACCUACUUUUCCUAGAGUCAUUAAUCUCUUUUCUCACUGAGCCCGCCAUCCAUAUCAGCAACGAUGAUACAUUCAAGCGCUUAGUGGAUACUAUGAGCGCACCUAUGAAACAUGAUUUCAUCAAAGACGAGCCUCGGGAGUUAUCGCCAAGAACUGCGUCUUCGCCACGUCGCACAUCUACCACAAGUGUUGUGGAAUUAACUUUGGCGAAUGUUUGCGCUGUGGGUCUGGUAAAGAUGAUGCUUCGCGCUUUGAAUUCCUCUGCUACAAAGUCUGUCAUCAUCUACGAAGCUCUUCUGCAGAUCGCGCAGUCUCCAGAUCGUCCUACCGAUGCUCGUCUAAGCGUCUUGAAGUUGCUCUUCCGACUCCGAUGUGAUUCCGCUGGUUCUGUAUCAGUAGUCUCAACCUCCGAAGGGGAUUUUUUGAUGAAUGUAUUGGGUCGAAAUGUGGAUGUGGGCGUCAAGAUGCGAGCUCCAAGCGAUAGCCCUAGCAGGGAACCCCAACAUGAGAAUAUUCCGCCUCUUCCAAGCAGUAAGCUUCUUGGAAGAGACUUACCUCCAUCAUCUCUAUCUAAAAGUGGACCCCGAGGCUCUAUCUCUGCUCGUGGUGGCUCAAAAUUAACACCUCCUGUUUGGACCUAUGCUUUGCCACAAGUUCUUCCAGAGCAGCCGCCGGGGGAAUCUAGUCCACUAGUUUACGCCCAUGCCCAAGCGGAGGCACAAAGCCCUCUCAGUGAAACAAUUCCAUCACAAGUUGGCGUUCUCAAAGUGAACAUGUGGCUAGAAGUGGUUAUCUUGCUUCUCCAGCGUGAGACCGACUGGGACGUUUACAGUUACGUGCUUACACACCUUGGUCCUCAGCUCGGCAAUAAAGAAUUCUUCAACAGCUCCACUCCUCAAAUCAAGCUUCUUCGCAGCAUUCUAUGUGACCAAGUCAAGAACGAGACUUUCCAUGAGCCUCCUGGUCUUACUGGCCUUAAGAAGAGUGAUGUGGCUGCUUGUAUCUUCGAUGCGCUGUGCAUGCUUAUUAGCUAUCACGAGCAUUUUGCCAAAAGUGAAGAGGACGACCUCGUGCGAGCUUUCAUGACUGGCAUUAUCGGUUCCUGGGGUGCGACAUCUCGUGGAUGUAUCCAAGCUCUUUCUCUUUGCUGUCAUGAAAUCCCAGCCUCUGUGACAAAAUCCCUGAUGAGCAUUCUAGACAAGAUGUCCAAGGUGAUCACUAUGUCGAAUCUUGCUGUCCACAUCUUGGAGUUCCUGGCACUUCUUGCGCGACUACCAGAUGUCUACAUCAACUUGCGCGAAGAGGAGAUUCGUACGGUAUUUGGGAUCUGUAUUCGGUUCUUGCAAACAUCUCGGGAACAGCGCUACAAGGGCGCUGAAUCGCCUACCGCACGUGGACCUCAACAAACCCCGUCAAGACUCAGUGCUGGUGCACGGGAGAUUGCCACUGGUGCAGCAGAAGCGGCCGAAAAUACCUCGGCUGACGCCAUGUCAAACUAUAUCAUGACGCUGACUUAUCAUGUCAUGAUAUUCUGGUACCUGUCUCUCAAGCUGCAAGACCGGGCGAAACAUGUCAACUGGAUCACCAGCCGACUAAUCUUCCGUGAUGAGCAAGGGAAAGAAGUCGUCGAGGAACAAAGCCAAGUCUUCGUUGAUUUGAUGCAACGCGUUGCCUUCUCGGAUUUGGGCGAAACAGUCCCAUUUGAAAAAUUUCCCCCUACUCCUGAAGAUGGCCCAGUAUCAAAGAAAUCUUGGGUUGUAGGCCUAAGCAUUGUGACUGUUGAGACCGCCGGUGUGUCUGGCCUUACCCAGGUCUCCAAGCGCCAGGCAUCGGGCACAACGUACAUUGUGUAUCAACAACGAACUGCACCUGUUUUACCACACCAAGUUCCCCCUACGCCAGAUGCCCAUAUCCACUCUGAUGACAUGCGGACAGCCGUCCUUCCCAGUCACAUCAUGCUUCAGAUGACCACUACAGCAUUCCCUACUCCCGGGAUGAUGCAACCAAUUCCAGUCCCUGAGGAUGAUAUCACCCGACGUGCAAUCGCUAGCUUUGAUCGAACUGAUAUCGUCGAUGGGCAUAGGAUUGGAGUUGUCUACCUGGAUUAUGGUCAAACCAAGGAGGCCGAGAUUCUUGCCAACACUGGUGGCUCUCCGGACUACGAGCAUUUCUUGUCGGGUUUGGGAACUAAAGUCUCACUUCGGAAUGCCCAGUUCAAUACCCAGGGUCUCUAUGCCGAUACUGACGGCGAGGUUACCUAUGCCUGGCGAGACCGUGUCACCGAGAUAGUGUACCACGUUGCAACCAUGAUGCCUACGAACCUUGAACACGACCCUGCCUGUAUCAACAAGAAGCGCAAUAUUGGCAACAACCAUGUCACCAUUGUGUUUAACCGGAGCAAUCUACCCUUCAAUUUCGACACCAUUCCCUCCGAGUUCAACUCAAUCAAUAUUGUCAUCACCCCUUCCAGUCGCAUUGCUUAUGAUGAGAAUGGCGCUGUCAAGGGCAGUGCAGAUCCAGAUAAGCUCUACUACAGUGUGAGGGUUAUGAGCAAGCCCGGUUUCCCUGACGUCUCGGCUGCCGCUACCCCAAAGGUCAUCUCUGGUAAAAAUCUUGCUUCUUUCGUUCGCAUUCUGUCUCUCAGUGCGUCUGCUUUCUCCCUUGUAUGGAAUAACAAGGGUGGUGAACAUGCCUCUUCAUGGCGCACUCGUCUCCGUGAGAUCAAGAAAGUCCGCGAGCGUGCCUUAAACCAACAACAAACGCAAAGCUCUGAAGCCGCAGAAGGUGCCUAUCCAGGUCAACGUCGCAACACAAAGCCCAACAUCUUCUCUGAAGAACUACCUACUCGUGCAGCACCUGCUCGAACGGACUUUGCUUCAGAAUGGGACGCCGCUUCUGGGGGCAACAUUCUCCAGAACUUGGAUUUCUCUCGCUGGGGCCGCUAA
This is a messenger RNA of Penicillium malachiteum, 4707 nucleotides long. Its product is annotated as putative GTPase activating protein (Tsc2). The coding region runs from base 1 to 4707 and encodes 1568 amino acids. Gene Ontology annotation, biological process: negative regulation of TOR signaling; positive regulation of GTPase activity; regulation of small GTPase mediated signal transduction. Lineage: Eukaryota; Fungi; Ascomycota; Eurotiomycetes; Eurotiales; Aspergillaceae. Gene Ontology annotation, cellular component: cytoplasm; TSC1-TSC2 complex; nucleus. The transcript has a single exon. The record is from RefSeq and is a predicted model, not a curated record. Gene Ontology annotation, molecular function: GTPase activator activity.